GCAACAUCGCGGGUAACUCCGAGGACCCGGCUGAGAGACUCCGUUUGGGCAGAUCCAGAGAGAGGGAGAGAGAGAGAGAGAUCCAAAUGAUUCUGGUUCUUGCGGAACGCUGAAGUAUUGCCGAUUGAAGCGGUGGGGCGUACCCUUGUUCUCAUGCGCGCCUUCCAUCGCCUCAUCAUCCGACAAGGGAGACCAUGAAGACCAAUUCUCCUCUCAGCCGUCGCAUCGUUCGCGCCUUUUUGGGUUUCCUUAACUCCGUUGAACCUGCUCCUGGUGUUGAUCUUGAAGGCCUUGAGGUGGCUAAGGAAUGUCUGGCAGAGGUCUUUAAGAUUGACCUUUCUUCUGUUAACACUUCUGUUAACAGUGAUGGAGACGCUGCUUUGUUAACCAAUAUCUUCAGUUCAAGGGAAACAAGUGAGAAACAGGAAAACAAUUCAAUUAUUAGUCAUGAUGCAUUGCCUGUAGAUGCACCUAGUACAUCCUCUGCUGAGAAUGCUUCUGAUGUUAAUCAUUCAGAAGCAUCACAGACUCUGCAGGUUGGAGCAGAGGAAGUUCACACAUUGGGGGUUUCUGAAGAUGAGCUUUUUGGACAAUUUUUUGGUGCACUUGAAAAAAAUCAUUAUUUCAAGCUUAUGCCUGAUGGACAUGACGAUCAGGUGCAACUGGAUAGGGCAACCCAUUUAUUUCAUAAUGCUGUAAUGGAGUUGAAAAAAUCUGGAUGCCAGACACUUGAUUGGAAAAAUCUGUCUGAGAUCUUCAAGUCACAAGGUAACAGGGCCAUGCAGUCAAAGCUCUACCCUGAUGCAAUUGAACUGUAUACUCUUGCCAUUGCAUUAUCUGAAGAAAAUGCUGUUUACUAUUGCAACAGGGCAGCUGCUUAUACCCAGAUCAACCAAUAUGAAGAAGCAAUCAGAGACUGUCUUAAAUCCAUUGAAAUUAACCCUAAUUACAGCAAGGCCUACAGUCGUCUGGGCUUUGUUUAUUAUGCACAAGGGAACUACAGGGAUGCCAUCAACAAAGGAUUCAUGAAAGCCUUGCAAUUGGAUCCAAACAAUGAUUCUGUGAAGGAGAAUAUUCGGGUGGCAAAGCAAAAAUUGAAUGAAGAGAUGAGGAGGACAGAACAUGAUCAGGGCUCAAGUUCCACAAGUCAAGAAUCAAAUCAUCAAGAGUCUGGAGAGGGGUCAAGGAGCCAUGCUAUGCCUCCAUCAUUUACAUCCAUGCCAUUCAACACUAGCGGCCUUCCUGCUGAUAUUGCAAAUAUGGUUAUGAACAUGGCUGCAAAUGUGUAUCAGGGACAGAGCUCUCGGGGCGGGCAAGAAGCAGCUAACAACGCUGAUACAUUUGCCGAGCCAGAGAUAGGAAUAAGUGGCAGCAUGAAUGUCAAUUUUGGGGAACAGAUGAUGCCUGAGGAUCUAUCGGGGGCCUUGAGGUCUGUUAUGGAGAUGUUUUCGGGAGUGCCGCCUCCUGUCAAUCAACAAGAUAAUGCCAAUGGAGGAUCAGCACCAAGCUAAUCAAUCUACAGUCGAGAUAGAUUUCAUUUUUUUCAGGGUGUUUUUUGAUUUGGUCUUGGAGCGUUGAAGUCCUGCAAUGGUUAAAAAAAAAAAAUCUGUGUUGGUACCUUAAACAUUUUAUAGGGUUGAGCCUAAUCAUCGUGUUAAAGAUUUCUAGUACAUCUGUCAUAAUGAAAGCAUAAAGAGCGUUGGGAAUG
Messenger RNA from Diospyros lotus (date-plum), 1708 nucleotides. RefSeq lists its product as uncharacterized. Gene Ontology annotation, biological process: post-translational protein targeting to endoplasmic reticulum membrane. The transcript has 10 exons. Lineage: Eukaryota; Viridiplantae; Streptophyta; Magnoliopsida; Ericales; Ebenaceae. The record is from RefSeq and is a predicted model, not a curated record. Bases 195 to 1511 code for a protein of 438 amino acids. Gene Ontology annotation, molecular function: molecular adaptor activity; protein binding. Gene Ontology annotation, cellular component: membrane; TRC complex.